AUGACAGCAACAAACAACAACAGCAACUAUAUCGUUUCUGAUGAAAAAUUUAUUGAUUCAUUAGCCGAGGAAUUAGUUGUGGCAGAAACUAAAACCCUCAACGAAAGAAUUGGUGAAAACAAGAUUGAUUUACAUAACUACCUCAAACACGAUGGAGGAAGAGGAAGAAAAACUGGUACAGCUUUAUUAGUAAAUAAAAUUUCAAAUUUAACGAUUAUAGAUGUUGAUAUCAAUAAAUCGUACAAUGAUGAACUUAAAGAAACAGUUAGAAAAGAUAUUUUAUCAAAACUUUCGGAUAAAGAUGUUAUCGUUAAAACUGCUUCAGGAGGUCUUCACAUUUAUUGCAACACUAAUUUCUUCUAUGCAGUUUCGAACAGAAUGAUUAAAUGUUAUUCCUGCAAUGAUUAUGAUAUCGAUAUCAUGACUUCUAUGGAUGAUUCAAAGCGUUCUUUAGUAGUUAUGGCUGAUUCAAGAGUUCGCAAGAAUGCAAUAGAACCAAUCAAUACAUACUCAUUCAUUCGUGGAAGUUACGACUCGACCAUAACCAGAACAGUGAAUGAUAUAUUAAAUGAUUUGAAUAUUAAGGUAAGAGUUGAACAGAAGAACGAAGAAAUAAAGACUAUCAUGAAUGAAAACAAAGAUGAAAACAUUGACGAUAAACUUGCCCAGAGCAUAGUUGAUGGCAUCAGUGAUUUUGAAGUACAUAAUGACGGUGGAAACAUGAAUUUAGAAAAAGAAGUUACAUUAUUCACACUGUUUCAAGCAAUUAAUUCGUUACCUAAUCAUUUAAUUAAUGAAGCAUACGAUAACGUUUAUAACUUCUGCAGCUUAACUGAAAAUGCAAAAAGUAAUUUUGAAAAAGCACGUAGUAGAUAUGCACAUUUAAUGACUUCUCCAUUUGUUUUAGUGAAGAUUCUAAAACUUUAUCAAAAGGAAUAUUAUGAUGAAUAUGUUUUACCUUUAUUACGUAAGCCAAAAAUAACAUUUGAUAUAAAACUUGAUGACUCGUUUUUGAUAACAGAUAUUAGACGCAAGGCUGAAAAUCAUCAGUAUAAAAACAGUUCUGAAGUAAUUGAGGAUUUAUCACGUGUAAUCCGUUUUGUAGAUUAUGGAAACAAAUACUUCAUUCAGAAAGAUUACAACAUACACGACAAAAUGAAUCAAAUAUCAUUCGUUCUUCAAUCAAACAUGAAAGA
Trichomonas vaginalis G3 is the source of this 1196-nucleotide messenger RNA. RefSeq names its product Prim-pol domain family. NCBI's taxonomy places the organism in Eukaryota, Parabasalia, Trichomonadida, Trichomonadidae. The annotation marks the transcript as partial. The record is from RefSeq and is a predicted model, not a curated record. The transcript has a single exon.